GAGCUGGCUGAGCCGCAGCGACUAUGGUGGAGGAGGUCCAGAAGCAUUCUGUACACACACUGGUGUUCAGGUCACUGAAGAGGACCCAUGACAUGUUUGUAGCUGAUAAUGGAAAACCUGUGCCAUUGGAUGAAGAGAGUCACAAGCAGAAGAUGGCAAUCAAGCUUCGUAAUGAGUAUGGUCCUGUCUUGCAUAUGCCCACGUCUAAAGAGAACCUUACGGAGAACGGACCUCAGAACGCGGCAGAGUCAUAUCCCAGUAAACAGUAUCCUGCCAAUCAAGGACAAGAUGUUGAAUACCUGGUGACAGGUACAUAUCCAUACCCGCCAGGACCUGGUGUUGCCCUGACCGCCGACACCAAGGUCCAGAGAAUGCCCAGUGAGUCAGCCGCACAGUCCUUAGCUGUGGUGCUGCCGAAUCAGGCCAGAGCUGAUGCAAAUCGUACUGGACCUGCUGGGAGGGAGUACCGACACCCAGGAGCUUCUGUCAGUUCCCAGCCCACAGCGGUGAACUCUGUGAUCAUGGAGGCCGGCAAUACCAAGAAAUCUGCAUUAAUGGCUAAAAAAGCCCCUACAAUGCCCAAACCCCAGUGGCACCCACCGUGGAAACUCUAUAGGGUUAUCAGUGGGCAUCUUGGCUGGGUUCGGUGCAUUGCUGUGGAACCUGGCAAUCAGUGGUUCGUUACUGGCUCUGCCGACAGAACUAUCAAGAUUUGGGACUUGGCUAGUGGCAAAUUGAAGCUGUCCUUGACUGGGCACAUCAGCGCGGUGCGUGGUGUGAUCGUGAGCACGAGGAGCCCCUACUUGUUCUCUUGUGGAGAAGACAAGCAAGUGACGUGCUGGGAUCUUGAGUAUAACAAGGUUAUACGGCACUAUCAUGGCCAUCUAAGUGCAGUGUAUGCCCGCUGCUGCUCGUGCUCCUCACCUCUCAGUGGACUCGGAAUCCUGGCGGCCACAGCCACGAUGGCGACGUCGGGCUCCACGUGA
Alexandromys fortis (reed vole) is the source of this 986-nucleotide messenger RNA. RefSeq names its product pleiotropic regulator 1-like. Gene Ontology annotation, cellular component: catalytic step 2 spliceosome; Prp19 complex; precatalytic spliceosome. Lineage: Eukaryota; Metazoa; Chordata; Mammalia; Rodentia; Cricetidae. The record is from RefSeq and is a predicted model, not a curated record. Gene Ontology annotation, biological process: mRNA splicing, via spliceosome. Bases 24 to 986 code for a protein of 320 amino acids. The transcript is spliced from 2 exons. Gene Ontology annotation, molecular function: protein binding.